Astrephomene gubernaculifera is the source of this 3977-nucleotide messenger RNA. The record is from the annotation of a GenBank genome assembly. Lineage: Eukaryota; Viridiplantae; Chlorophyta; Chlorophyceae; Chlamydomonadales; Astrephomenaceae.
GCACAAUACCUGACGCUGCCGCUACCAUCAACGCGCCUCCGCAUACUUGCGCAAGUUGCAACUGCGUCUUGCAAGCAGACUACUAGUAGGAGUGCUGCAAUUCCUCCACCAGAAUCAGUCGCAAUUGUAUAGCACUUAUCAGUGGGGAUGCCGGGGAAGGCACCGGCAAGCAGUGGCGGCGCCAUGGUGAACAGGAAACAUAAGCGAGCGAAGACCGACGGCGUUCGCGACGACGCUGGUGCUGGAGCAGCCGAUCCAACCAGCGCUAAUGCCACUGCAGCGCCGCGCGUGAAGGCGCAGCCUUUCAAGAAGGCCCGUAAAACCCCGGCGAUGGCAUCGCAACCAGACGACGCUGCCACCGCGAACGACGCCACGGCUGCUGCGCGCGCACCGGCGAGGAAGAAGAAGCGCGGCAACUUCUGGGACAAACUUUCUGGCUGGAAGGAAGUAGAGGUUGGCGAUGACUUCCUGCUAGGCGCCGAGGAGGGCGGCUUCGCUGGCCUUGAAAUCCUAGACGACCCUGCUGUGCUCGACCAAUACAUGCUAGAGGGCCAGCCUGGGGCCGAGGAAAGCGGCGACGGCGGUGAUUUUAACGAUGGUGACGACGGCAAUGACGGCGACGCUGAUGUACGACAGGCCGAGGAAGCCGCCGCCGUGGAUCCAGUUGCUGACGCGGCGGCUCCGAAGAAGGAGAAGACGAAGAAGGAGAAGAAGCCUAAGAAGGGUAAGGACGUGGCGGCGGCAGCUGAGGCGGCGGGUGACGGAGGCGAAGCCGCCGCUGAGCCCGCUGCAGCGGAGGCGGCAGCCGGCGAGGGUGCUGCCGUCGUCGACGCCGCCGCCGCUGCAGCAGCGGCAGAGGAGCGCAAGCGCAAGCAGCGUGAGCGCAUGAAGGCCAAGAAGGCUCGGCGGAAGGAGCGGCGGAUGCAGCGCCUGCAGGGCGGCGAGGGCGGCUCCGCUUCCGGGGACGAGGGCGACGGCGGUGCCAGCGAGGAUCCCGACGUGGCGGCGGCAGCUGAUGGGCAGGAAGGGGCCGCCGCGGGGGCCGCUGCCCCGCCGGCCAAGCGGCGGAAGCAGGAGCCUGCUGCUGCUGCCGCUGCGGCGGCGGCUGAGGCGCCAGCAGCAGCUGCCAGCGGUGGCGCCGCCAAGCCAAAGCCCAAGCAGCCACAGCCGCAAUCAAAGCAGCAGGAGGAGAAGAAGAAGCCGCAGCAGGAGAAGCCACAAAAGGCCCAGCAGAAGCAGGAACCCGUCGACGCGGAAGGUCAGGACGACGAGGAAGAGGAGGAUGCUGCAGCGUCCGAGGAGGCCGAAGCGGCAACUGAGGAGGAGGCGGAGGCGGAAGAGGACCACCCCACAGCAGUUGUGGAGGAGGAGGAGGAGGAGGAGAAGGAGCCUGUUGACAUGAGCGCCUGGGAGGAGUUUGAACUGCACCCCUCCGUGGUUUCGGGGCUGCAGAUCUGCGGUUUCGGAGCUCCCACGCCCAUUCAGCGCGAGUGCCUGCACCCCGCUAUUCGCGCCCGCGCUGACAUCAUCGGUGCGGCACAGACGGGAAGUGGCAAGACGCUGGCGUUUGGGCUCCCCAUCUUGCACAUGUUGGCGACGGAACGGGCGGCAGCGGAAGCGGCGGCAGAGCGGGAGCAGGAGGAGGAGGAGGAGGGGAAGGAGCAGGAGGAGGGGCAGGAGGAGCAGGUGCAUGGCAGCAGCGAGGGGGAUGAUGGCGAGGUGCUGACGGGGACGGAGGAGGGCGAGGAGGAGCGGGACGAGGAGAUGCAGACUGCGGAGGAGAGCGAGGAGCAAGAGGAGGAGGAGGUGGAGGCCGCACCUGCCGCCACUGCCACUGCGGGCGGAAAGCGUGUCAGCAAGCGGCAGCAGCGGCAGCAGCGGCAGCAGCAGCAGCGGGGUAAGAGAGGGAAGAAGCAGCAGCAGCAAAAGAAGAAAAAGGGGAAGCAGCAGCAGCGGCGGCAGCAGCAGCAGCAACAGGCGUGGCCCAAGCCCGUGCCUGGACCCCUGCGUGCCCUCAUCCUGACUCCCACCCGCGAGUUGGCUAUGCAGGUGUGCGCCCACCUGCAAACCAUCGGCCGCCCCUGCGGCGUGCGUGUUGCGGCCAUCGUGGGCGGCAUCAGCGACGUGAAGCAGGCGCGACUGCUGGCAGCCCGGCCCGCAGUGCUGGUGGCCACACCGGGCCGCCUGUGGGACCUCAUGUGCAGGCCCCCCAGCACCGACCGCCACGGCCCCGCUGCCGCCGCCCACCUGGCCAACCUGACCUCGCUGUCCUUCCUGGUGCUGGAUGAGGCGGACCGCAUGGUGGCGCAGGGACACUACAAGGAGCUGUCCAACAUCCUGGACCUGCUGCCCCACCCCACCCACGCGCGGGAGGUGACGGAGGACCCCGAGUUCGCGGAGCUCAAGGCCGCAAAGCAACAGAAGCAGAAGCAGGAGGCGGCCGCUAAGGAGAAGCAGGCUGGUUCUGAGGAGGAGGAGCAGGAGGAGGAGGAAGGCGGCAGUGGCGAGGGCGAGCAGUCGGAGGAGGCAGACGCCAUGGAAGAGGCGGAAGAAGAAGAAGAGCAGCAGCAGCAGCCGGAGGAGGAGGAGGAACAAGAGGAGGAGGAGCAGGACGAGAAGAAGAAGGGCAAGGGCAAGGCCCACCUGUUGCAGACGUUUGUAUUCUCCGCUACCCUCACCCUGCCGCUGUUCCUCAAGAAACGUCUGCGUCGCGGCGGCGGCGGAGCGGGUGGGGGUGCGGCCACCCUGGAGUCGCUGAUGGACCGGGUGCCCUUCCGCACCUCGCCCGCACCUCGGGUGGUUGACCUGACCACGGAGCGGCGCAUUGCGGAACGAGUCACGGAGGCAGCGGUGAGCUGUCUGGAGGCGGAGCGCGACGAGGUGCUCUACUACCUGCUCGCCCGCCACCCGGGUCGCACCCUGGUGUUUGCAAACGCGGUGUCAGCCAUCCGGCGGCUGGGGGCGCUGCUGAAGCUGCUGGGGCUGCCGGUGCAGCCGCUGCAUGCGCAGCAGCAGCAGCGACAGCGCCUGAAGGCGCUGGACCGGUUCCGCUCCAACGACCAGGCCGUGCUUGUGGCCACCGAUGUGGCGGCUCGCGGUCUGGACAUCCCCGGCGUCACCACCGUCAUCCACUACCAGCUGCCCGCCUCGGCAGAUACCUACAUCCACAGGUGCGGUCGUACGGCUCGUGGUGUGUCAGGUGACGGCAUCUCCAUCGCACUCGUCACGCCGCGGGAGGCGCCCCGGUUCGCGGGACUAGCCCGAGUGCUGGGUCGGGAGCCGCCGCCGGCCUUCCCGGUGGAGGCGGCGCUGAUGCCGCAGGUUCGCGCGCGCGUGCGGCUGGCCAUGCGGCUGGACGACAUUGAGCGCAAGGAGCGGAAGAACCGCGCGGAGGAUUCAUGGAGGCGAUCCAAUGCCAAGGCGCUAGGCUUGGAUGUGAGUGACGACGAGCAGGGCGGCAGCGGCGGCAGCGACUCGGACGGUGAGGGCGGCGGGCGGCGGCUGCGCAACGGGCGGCAGUCGCGCCCAAGCGCCGAGGCGGUGUCCCUGAGGCAGCAGCUGGCGGCCCUAACGGCGGAGCCGCUGGCGCCCAAGAUGAACCGCAGGUACUUCACGGGCGGUCUCGCGGCUGCCGUCGCCACACGCGUCAAGGAGCCCGCCGCCGCACCCCGGCCGCCCUCCAAGGCACCCGCCGCCGGCUCCACCGCCGAGGUGCCCGGCGCUGCUGCCGCGGCGGUACCCCAGGCCGUCGCCCUGGCAUCCCGGCUGCAACAGAGCCGCGAGGCGGUCGCCGCUGCCACCGCUGAGGCAAGCAAGAAGCGUGCCAAGAAGACCGCAGCUGCGAAGAAGGCGGCGGCGGCGGGCAAGGGGGCCCCCGCCGGUCGGAAGCUCGACCCGCGGUUGAUUGUGAGCCGCAACCAGCUGAAGAAGAAGCACCAUCGUGGCAUGGUGGUGAUUCCGCAGGCGUUUGGGCGGGA